AAUCAAAGCUGAUGACUCUACGAAGGGACCUGUCUUUCAUGCAAACUCACACCCACUUCCCAAAGUAUAAAAUCUAGGUAGAGUGGUUUGGAUUCCUCACAUUCACACAAACCAUCCUUCCGGUGACAUUCAGAUUAAGGCUCUUUAAUUACAGCACACCAUGUCCUCCUAUAGUAUCAGGCAAACUUCCACUUCUUCAGGAACCACAGGGGGCUUGGGUUUGGGUGGCUAUGGUGGUGGUUCCAGUAGGCUAUCUGUAGGUGGCUAUCGGACCCCUAGCAUCCAUGGGGGAAGUGGUGGUAAAAAUGUUUCUAUCUCCACUGCAAGAGUUGUCUCAUCCGGGAUUGGUAGCGGUCAUGGUGGUGGCUUUAGUGGUGGCUUUGGUGGUGGCAUAGGUGGCAGCUAUGUGUCUAGCUUUAGUGGAGGUCAUGGUUCUGGAUAUGGCUUUGGAGGGGGAGCUGGUGGAGAUGGCCUUCUGUCAGGAGGUGAGAAGGAAACCAUGCAGAAUCUGAAUGACCGUCUGGCCUCAUACCUGGACAAGGUGCGAUCUCUGGAGAAAGCUAAUUCUCAGCUGGAGAUUCAGAUUCGUGAAUGGUAUGAGAAGCAGAAACCCAGUGUAUCCAAUGACUACAGUAACUACUACAAAAUAAUUGAGGACCUCCGCAACAAGGUAGCAAACAUUUCUCUACUUCCAGUGAACACAUCAGUGUAUCGUUAUUUUUUUAUAUUUCUCUCUAGUUCACUAUUAAUCUGUAUGUUGAUACAAAAACAUAUUUGAAUAGAUGAUACCAUGUACAACAACUCCCUAUUUUAUCCUAAGAUUGUAUAGCAUGAUAAUAUAGGUUAUGUAUAACAUUUUUUGUUAUCUGUUAUUUUCAUUGACCUCUAUUCAAUGUUUCGGUGGUUUAAACAGUUGUAUUUGUGCAGAUCAGUUAAAUUUCACAAUAUAAUAUGUAUUUUAAUUAUUUUUAAAUCAGGUCAUAAUAUGUUGGUAUAUUGUAAAUUGAUAUAAUAGAUAAUAAUAGCCUAAACUGAUCAACCUUAAAAUAUAUUCACUAACAUGAAAUGGGCUCAGUGACAUGUGAAGCUGGAUCUAAGCCUCCUUUAUAAUGUAUGGAUAGAGGAAAUUAACUUUCCAAUCUUUGACCUCCAGUUGUCCUUGGGCAAUAUUUCCCCUAGUUGGUUGUCUGCCAUAUUGUAAUCCAACAAUCACACCCCAGCUGUAAUAAAGCUGGUAAUACACAUUCACAUGUUAUUUCAUUUGUAAGGUGAUAAUGAACCCAGUGAACUGUAGACUGUAUAAUCUAUGGAAUAUGAUAAACAACUUUCUCCUUUACAAGGGGAUGUUUAUACAGUACAGAUUUAGUCAACUUACAAAGAAAUGAUGUCUGAAUCAACUUAAAUGCCAUUUCAUAUUACCCCUCAGCCCCAAGUAUGAGCAUGUUUAUUCAAGGUUGGGUUAUGUAUUUUUUAAUAAGGGAAGAUAUAUUGAUGAAAUAAUGGGCGUACUUGUGUAGAGGACACUUAAAUGGAAGUAUAUUUUUUCUAGAUGUAUGCAAAUAUAUAUGAAGUAGAAAAAACACUGCCUUUGCAAACUAAGUGAACAGUAGACAACACUUGCCAACUGAAUAAUGCCUAAAUUUGCUAAUUUUUAAAAGUUCUAACUUAUCAUAACAUUAUCUCAUGUAUCUCACAAAAUGUCAAAUUGCAAAGGUAUAUUUCCAUAUCUCCACUACAAGUUAACUUUCAGAUGGAAUUCUAAGCAACAUAAUCACUAAUGAUAACUGCAAACCUACUCCCAGCAUAACACUGUCAAACAAUCACUAUUGCUCAACAUUGAAAACACGGAAGUAGUAUUUCCACGUUAUCUAUGUGACUAAGGAGCAGUCUCUGAGAUUUGGAGGACCGACAGUUUAUGUCAAACUGUUCCCAAAGAGUCUAAAAUUAAAUUAGGGUACAGCUCCAGGACACUGCAUGUAACAUAAUACUUCUUCAGUGAGCUGUAGUGGUUAUGUGUCCCUUUCGUUACGUUUGGUGUACAGAAAAUAGGCUACCCCCAAAACCUUAACCUAGUACUGCAGAUGGAUUGCUUUUUCUUGAGUUUAGAACUCAUUGACUAAACAUUUAAUUACACAAUCGCCAUGUGUAUGCAGAAUUGUACUGGUACUGCACAAACUGGCAGCGACCUACAUAACCAUAACAUUAAUUUAUAUUGUUGACAUGACAAGGUGACUAAAACAUUCUGUGAAACAAUACACAAAAAGAAAGGAACAUAUUAAUGCAUUAUAAAAACAAACAAAAAAUAAAUAGAAUACCACUAUUCAGUACACGUUUUUGUCCCCUGUAUUAAUGAAUAGCUUCUAUCAUUUAGAAGAACAGGUGGUUGGGCAGUCAACCGGAAUUCCAUUAAAAGUAGGUUAACACCCUGUUCUGAACAUGAAUAUUCGUCUGUGUAGGCUGAUGAACUAAUUCAAGGUCAAAAACAUGACUUGUAUAAAGAAAAUAUAUUUUCACAAGGGUGACUCCAGAAUAAGUUUUAUAAGAAUAUUACUAUUUGAUAUCUAUAUAACAAUAUCAUAGCACAUAAGUGAUUUGCGAUUGCUGCUGAUUCUACAGGGCAUGAAAUAAUGCACAUUUUUUUGUAAAAACACUCGCAAAAUGAUUUAUAAGAAAUAAGCUGUCAUGUCAAGUAAUCUGAGGUUUUACAAAAAUUUCCUUCUGCACUGAAGGUAAUAUAUUCAGUACGUGAUAGGUAACUACUGACCUCUGAAUAUCCCUAUUUUGCACCAACAUUCUAGAAUCUCUCCCACUUCCGGGUCUAGUGAAAUACUCCAGAAAUGCAGGAGAACUCUUACGCAAUGCUGGUCCUUCCUUAGCCUUGUAAGGGAAAGUUAGUGAACUCGAACAUUAGCACGUGUUAGCAUCACGAACAAACAUGCCCGUAAAAGAAUACGCAGAUGUGAACAGUUGCACAAUUUAGAAACAGAGAUUUCCUCCCAUCCCUAUUUCAUGAAAUAUUAUUAGCACUUUCAUUAACAUAAAUACUUAUUUUUAAACACUUUUAGAAGUUUGUUAAGAAAAUUGAAAGCUAAUGUCUGCUAUAAAAAUAUGAGUUAGUAAUUUACUUAGCAUUUUUUUUGUUAUAAUGUAUAUGUUCUGUUACUAGUGGGGGACAGUCUAUGGGGAAUGACAAAUGUAAAAAAAUAUUACAAAAUGUUUGAAUUGUUUAGUAACUUUCUUUAACCCUUUCCCCUUCUCUUAGAUCCAGAAUGCUACCUUGGACAAUGCAAGCACCCUUCUGCAGAUUGACAAUGCCAGGUUGGCAGCAGACGAUUUCAGAACUAAGUAAGUUUGUUUUAAUUUGGCUCUUAAAUUGUUGCAUAGAGGCCAACGAUAUGCCCUAAAUUCUUUCAUCCUUCACCUUUAACCAAUGUUUUACAUCUGAUAAACAUAUUAAGACACACAAAGUAAGUCUUAAUCUUACACUUUUAUGAUCUGGUGGAUAAAAGCUGUGAAGUUUCCAUAUAAUAGCAAGGGUCAUCAAGCACAUUUUAUCGCAGCAUUCAAUGGCCCUUCUCAAAUAGCCUGCACGCAAAGGCCAAUAGAUUGAACACAAACAAAGAUCAUUGUUUGAGAAAUACAUGAUGGUAUUUUAGUAUCACCUGUGGCCAGAUGUGGAGCAGCAUUUAAAAUAGAGUAAAAAAAUACUUAGUAUUAUUGGCUGCUAAUAUGUAAGACAUUUCAAGAACCACAAGAAGUUCAGUUACAUACAUAUUUAUGUGCAUUGAUGGUUCAAAAUUUUAAGAGUGCUCUUUUGACUCAUUUCUAACAAGGUAUGAGAAUGAGCUGGCCCUUCGCACAAGUGUUGAGAGUGACAUCAACGGGUUGCGCAGAGUUCUGGAUGAGCUGACACUAACUAGGUCUGACCUUGAGAUCCAGAUUGAGAGCCUGAAGGAGGAGCUGGCAUACCUGAAGAAGAACCACGAGGAGGUAUCGUAAAAUUUGUGCCUAUUCAGACUGGUGAAAACAGUUGAAGUUCUAUCACUGAAAUGAUCUUUGAUGAAAAUACACUCAUAAACAAUUAUUUUUACACAGGAAAUGAACUCAUUCCGUGGACAAGUUGGUGGUCAAGUGAAUGUAGAAAUGGAUGCUUCCCCUGCUGUGGACCUUACUAAGAUUCUGUCUGAUAUGAGGGAUCAGUAUGAAGUUAUGGCUGACAAGAACCGCAGAGAAGUUGAAGCCUGGUACUUACAGAGGGUGAGUUAGUUAGAAUCUAUCUUUUUCAUAACAUUUUUAAGAUUAAUUUUAAACAAGGCGCUCAAUACUCAUCUUCCUUCUACAGACAGAAGAACUAAGCAAAGAAGUUGCCAGCCAUAGUGAACAGAUCCAGUCCAGCAACACGGAAAUCACAGACCUAAAACGCACAUUCCAAAGCUUAGAGAUUGAGCUGCAGACACAACUAAGCCUGGUAAGAUAUUUUCCACCAAAUAUAGGAUCUGACUCAGUUACACUGCCAUGAUGACACCGAAAUACUAUGCACCACAUAUUGACCAUUUCUGGAAAUAUGGUUACAUUUAAAUUUCAAUGUCCCAUGUGACCCGUCUCUUCAAGCCGAAAUUAUAUCUUGCAUAUAUAAGUUUAAAAUGUUGCCAUUGGAAAAAAAAGAUUGAAAGGUCCUUGAUAAAUAGGGUCACCCAGUAAUGACAAUGGAGUAAUAUGACCCAAUCUCUUUAGAAUGUCACAAAAAUAGGACACACCACUCCAUUUUGAUUGUGAGCUUGUUUGGACAGGGCACCCUUUACCUACCGUUCCCAUACGUCAUACAUGUUUUGCUAGAAUUAAUGUGUUUUCUAGUGUACAGCGGUGCAUAAUUUAUUGGCGCUAUAUAAAUAAUUGUAACUGUGGUUGGAAUUUACUGGAUGCACAUAAAUGUGACAUUUUAAAUGUAUACAAUAUAACACUAUUUAAUUCCUAAUAUUCUCUUUUUUUCCCAAUAUAGAAAGCUGCGCUAGAAGGCACAUUAGCAGAGACAGAAGGUCGGUACUGCACACAACUUUCACAGUUACAAAGCCUCAUCGGUGAUGUUGAGGCUCAGCUUUCAGAGCUCAGAUCAGAUAUGGAACGCCAGAGUUAUGAAUAUAAAAUCCUCAUGGAUGUGAAGACCCGGUUAGAACAAGAAAUUGCAACCUACAGACGUCUCCUAGAGGGAGAAGAGUAAGCACAAUAACGAGAAAGUCUUGAAUACACUAAAAAAAUUUAAAUAAAUUAUAAAAUAUUUAUAUAUAGUUUUUUGGUUUUGCAGGUUGUGGCAAUUUGCCAUCAACAAAUAUGUAAAUAACUUUUUAAACUUUGAAAACAUCAUUGCUGUAUUCUAUUCAUGAUGUUAAGAAUGUCCAUCUAUGGUACUUAUUUAGAUUGGUUCAUAACCUAUAAUGUAAUAAAUUGUCUAUAAAUCCAUUCAGAACCAGAUUAAGGUCUUACAACAUCCAAGAAAAAUAACUAUUUUGUCUCUCCCCACCUUCUAUUUGUUGAAAUACAUCUCAAAUUACACAUUUUAUAAUUUAAUAUAAGUCAAAUCAUAUAGGUGUAAAAUAAAAUCUUACUUUUAAGCAGAUACAGAAAUCAAUAUAGUGAGAUCAAUAUAUAUAUCGAUAUAAAUAGAGAAAUAGUCAGAUAAGGAUAUAUAAAGAGAAACAUACCCCCAGCUGUCCUGAAUAGGUAAAGGUGGCCUGUUGUGAUUUUGGUAUAUGACUGCCAUUUUGGAUUUGUACUCUGGAGUCAUCUGACGUGAGAGCUUCAGUGCCUCUUUUAGACUUACUUGUGUUUAACAAAAAAAACUCAGAGCUUUUCUGAUCAUACACGAGCGCUUUCCAGAUGGGCCAUACUAUGGUGGGUUUGCUAUCACAGGUAAUGAUUAGGCCCCACUGACGCAUCUUCUCUUCAUCAUGGUCUGCUUCACCACUGCAUCACAAGAGCACCUUCUCUAGUCCUGCUCCCCUCCCCAUUUACAUACAGAUGCAGAGAUUGGCAGAGUUUUAUCCUUAGAUACAGUAGCAUGUCACUAUUUUAAAUAGAAUUUACUAGCAAAAGUAUAAAAAUGUUAAAUGUUCCUUAAUUUAUCUUCCAUGAUGUAAAACCCUCUAAACGUCCAGUCACCAUCAACCAAUAAAAAUACAUUACCAUAAUUUGGCCAAUUAUAUAUAAAAUACAAUUUAUUUUGGCAAAUAUUUUAAUCUUACAAAACAAGUUCACGUUCGUUCUUAUAUAUUUUUUAGUAAUGAAAAUCCCUGCAAGGCUCGGAUCUCAGGAUGAGAACAAAACAUUUCUAUCAAAGUGAUUUUACUUUUUUAAUUCUGUUCAGCUUAUAUUAAAUAUUUUGCAUUAUUUUUAUUUGCAAAGGUUUUACGAAGAGAGAUACUGUAAUAUUGCUCUUGUUUUCAUGUACGACCAGGACAUUAAUUUUUUUUAAAAUGUUUCUGUUAAGUUUAUUAUAGAUACCUUGAUCAAAUUUCAAAUAUCAAAUCUCAUUUAGAAUUCUCUUUUUGUUUUUCCCUUAGCAUAUCUUACAAAGAAGGUAAGCCUUUUCCUUUUUUUUUAAAUUUUAUUAAAAACUGUAAAAAAUUAUGUUUAAAACCGUAUGUAAAUACACACGUUAAAAGAUAUUUUUUAUUUGUUACAAGUAAUUUUUUUCUCAAUAGGUAUUAUAUAUAUAUAUAUAUAUAUAUAUAUAUAUACAUUUCAAAUGAUAUAUGCAAUAUAUAUUAUCUAUACAAUAUUUCCUACCAUUAAAAUUAGACUUUUACCCCAUGCAUAUUAUUUUAUUAUUAUUAUUAUUGGUUUUUAUUUAGCGCCAGCAAUUUUAUCAGAGGGGGAGAUUUAACAAUAAAUAAGACAAUUACAAAAACUUACGGGAACAGUAGGCUGAAGAUGACCCUGCUCAAACGAGCUUGCAGUCUAGAGGUGGUGGGGUAUAAAACACAAUAGGACAGGAGAUAGCAGUCAAACAAGGUGGGAAUGAAGCAGAGCUGGAGGAGAGACUGGAGUUCUGCGCUUUAGGAGAGAGCAAAGGGCAGGUAUAUGAGGUAGAGGUUGCUCUAGGAGGCCAUAAGCUUUCCUAAAGAGAUGGGUUUUGAGGGGCUUCUUGAAGGAUUGAAGACUAGAAGAGUGUUUGAUGGUGGUAGGCAGGGUAUUCCAAAGGAGAGGGGCCGUCCGUGAGAAGUCCUGCAAGAGUGAGUUGGUUGUAUGGGUGCAAGCAGUGGAGAGGAGAAGGUCAUGAGUGGUGAGACCGAGAAAGGGCAUACCUUCGGAUCAGUGAAGAAAUAUAGGAGGGGCUAGAAUUGUUCAGUGCUUUAUAGGUGUGGAUUAGUGCUUUGUAUUGACUCUUGUAGGAUACGGGAAAUCAAUGUUAGGACUGACAGAGGGGUGAGGUGUGAGAGGACCAACUAGAGAGGAAAAUCAGUCUGGCGGCAGCAUUCAUUACAGACUGUAGUGGGGCAGUACGGCUAUUGGGAAGACCAAUUAGGAGAGAGUUACAAUAGUCCAUGUGAGAGAUUGUUAGACCGUGGACAAGCUCUUUAGUAGCAUCUUGUGUAAGAAAGGGGCGGAAGCAGGCAAUGUUUUUAAGGUGGAAUUGGCAUAAUUUGACAACAUACCGGAUGUGAUGCUCAAAUGUGAGGCCAGAAUCAAAAGUAACACCAAGGCAACACGCUUGUAAGGAUGGGCUUAUAUGGGUACCACCUACCUGAAGGGAGAGCGAAAGAUUGAGUUUCAGAAAGCAGGAGGACAUCCAAUCAGAGAUAGAAGAAAGGCAAGAGGUGACACGUUGCAGGACAUCAGGGGAGAGGUCCAGGGAGGAGAAAUAUAUCUAGGUGUCACCAGUGUACAGCUGGUAUUGGAAUCCAAAUAAGGUAAUACAUUUGCCAAGAGAGGCUGUAUAAAGAAAAUAGAAGGGGGCCAAGGACGUAGCCUUGGGGGACUCCAACUGAAACAGGACGAAGAGUGGAGGUAUCAUUAGAAAAGGAGAACUGAAUGAGCAUUGGGUGAGAUAGGAGGAAAACCACGAGAGGACAGUGUCACAAAGACUGAGUGAUUGAAGAGUUUGGAGAAGGAUAACAUGAUCAACAAUGUCAAAGGCAGCAGAGAGGUCAAGAAGAAUUAGUAUGAAGUAGUGUCCUUUUCGAUUUAGCUGUGACAAUGUCGUUAGUGACUUUAAUAAGAGUAGUCUCAGUAGAGUGGAGGGGGUGGAAGUGAGACUGAAGAGGGUCAAGGAGAGAGUUGGCUUGAGGAAGCAGAUCAGACGGGUAAAGACUAGUCUUUCAAGAAGCUUUGAGGAAAAAGGGAGCAGGGAUAUAGGACGAUAGUUAGAAGGGGAGGAUGGGUCAAGACAUGUUUUUUCUAAGAUGGGUAAGAUGGCCGCAGCAGGGCAAAGAAGAUAGUUAAAAAUAUCAAAGAGACGCCUGGGUUUGUGAGAGCAUGAGCUGAUAAGAGAAGAAAAGUAUGACUGUUUGGCAAGGGAAAGGGCUGCGCUGUAUGAACGCAAGAUGAAUUUGUAGUGUAGAAAGUCUGAAUUGGUGUGAGACUUCCUCCAGCAGCGUUCAGCAGAAUGGGAACAUCUCUGCAGGCAGUGUGUUGAUUUAGUGUGCCACAGUUGGGGGUGUAUCCUCCUCGAGGUGCAUAUUUGGAGAGGGGCUGCAACGUCCAGGGCAGAGGUGAGGGUAGAGUUAUAUAAGGAGAUAGCCAGUGAGGGAAUGGAUAAUAGUUUGGAAUCAAUAUCAGCUGACAGCUGCUGGAGGUUUAUAGAACUGAGAUUCCUUCUGAGUUGAGGGGGGUUAGGCUGAGGUUGUUGGGGGAGGGGGCUAUUGAGAGCAAAUGAUAGAAGAUGAUGAUCUGAGAGAGGAAAUGGAGUGUUGCAGAUGUUAGAGACUGUACAUUCAUGAGUGAAAAUAAGGUCUAAAGUAUUGCCUGCUACAUGGGUGGGGGAAUUAGCCCACUGUGAUAACCCAAGGGAGGAGGUAAAAGAAAGUAGUUUUGAGGCUGCUGGGGUCAAGGGUGGAUUAAUGGGAAUGUUGAAGUCCCUGAGAAUUACAGAUGGAAUGUUAGAGGAGAGAAAGUAAGGAAACCAGGCAGCAAAGUGGUCAAGGAAGAGAAGUGGGGAACCAGGGGGCGAUAGAUAACAGCAAUGUUAGCAGAGAUGGGUUUUAAAAGGCGGAUUGAAUGAAUCUCAAAUGAUGAGAAAGAGAGGGACAGGGGUGUGGGUAGAGGUUUGAAGGAGCAGUAAGGUAAGAACAGAAACCCUACACCACCAUCCUUAUUUUCAGAGUUUCUUGGGUUGUUGGAAAAUUGAAGACAACCAAAGGAUAAAGGGGGAGAGAGAGCCAUGUUUCGGUUAAUGCUAGUAAUUGUAGGGAACGAGAGAUGAAAAGAUCAUGCAGAGCUGUGGAUUAAGUAACACUGCAAACAGAGCGUGCAUUCCAGAGGGCAGUGUGGAAGGAGGAUUUAAAGGAAGAGUAGCAUGAGAUGGGUAUGAGAUUGGAGUGAUUGUUGGAGUAAGCACAUGAUGGGUUUGCCACAGUGGGACCGGGGUUUGGAGAGACAUCACCAGCUGCUAGGAGAAGAAAGAUAGAAAGGAAGAAAAGAUGGUGGAGAUAAACUGGAAAGGUACAAGUAGAGUGCAUGGGAUGAAUAAAGAGGGGAGGGAAGUAGGGUGGGAGCAAUGAAAAUUGUGUCAGCAGGAACAGGUAGGCAGAAUGACAGAGACAUUUUGCCAAUGAGAGAAGUGAGGGUGAAAGAUUUUAUAUAAUAUAGAAAGAGAAUAGGAGUUUCAAUUAUGCAGAAUUAGAUAUGGUGGUAUCUUAGAGUUACAAGAGAUGGAUGAGGGGUUAAAAGGCAAGGAGUGUGAUAAUUGAGCAGGUGAUGAGUGUUUGAGGGACAUAAUUAGUGUGUUUAGGAUGUCAGGUAAUUUGUGCUAUCUAUAAAUGGAAUGAGAUUCUUGGGGUGGCGUGGGGAGGUGUGGGCGGGAAGCCAUCCAAACGAGCUACCUCUGCAUAAGGCUGUAGCUUGUCUUGGUAGCUGUGAGGCAUGGGAGCUAGUUACUGUUGUGUUUGGGACCCAGGCUGCAAGAAAGAAUCUGGGUUAGAUCAAACAGCAAGUUAAAGGUGGGGAAGAAACAGAUAUUGAAGUGAGAAAUGGCAGUCAGUGAGGAAAAAUAAAUAAACAGAGGAGAAAGUAUUUGAGAUUUAAAGAUAUGAGGAUAGGUCAUAAAUGGUGAACAUAAAUUAACAAGACUAUCAGCAAUAACUCCAAACUAACAAAAAUAGGGGUAGGUCAUAAAUGGUGGUCGGAACUUAACAAGACUAACAAAAUAAACAUUUAUGUAAACAAGAGUUUAGCAUGGACGGUACAAAGUUAACAAUCAAGCAGUUAUGCUAAAGGUGAGAGAAGCAAAAAGAGAGACUAAGAAAUAGAUAUAUAAAAUAAGUGGUGCAGGAAUUCUUAGAAGACCACCUAAAAGAGCUACCUCUGCAUAAGGCUGCAGCUUGUCUUGGUAGCUGUGAGUUCUGAGACCUAGUUACUGUUGUAAGUAUUGAGGGCUAUAUGUUUACAAUACAUCUACUGUUGAUAUUGUGUUACUGCUACAGUGAUUUGUUGGUGUAUCAUUUAAUGUCUAACAGAUUUAUUUUCUAUUUUAGGUCCCCAAACCACACGCCAAAUUCGCACCAUAAUAGAGGACACCAUCGAUGGAAAAGUUGUCUCAAGCCAAGAAAAAGUUCAUAAGGCAAACUACUAAAUAAAAAAAUGGCUAAGAAGUCAGAACCCAGAAAAACGCUAUAUUUUACAAAGCAAAAAUGUUCUACAAAAUCAACAACAAUAAUCGUUAAAAAUACGAUACAGUAUUACAAAACAAAAGCACGAUUUAUCCACGACAUGUUGUUUUGGGUUCUGUCCAUUAGUCAUUGCUGUCAGGUCACUUUCUAUCUGGUCUUGACCUGAUAGUACAGUUUUUUAAAUUACUAUACAAGGUGUUUCUAUAUAUAUCUCUUUCCAAUAAAGUUAUAAGCUUUUUUCAUGCA
This is a messenger RNA of Pelobates cultripes (western spadefoot toad), 11069 nucleotides long. Lineage: Eukaryota; Metazoa; Chordata; Amphibia; Anura; Pelobatidae. The record is from the annotation of a GenBank genome assembly.